Notolabrus celidotus (New Zealand spotty) is the source of this 3673-nucleotide messenger RNA. RefSeq names its product adhesion G-protein coupled receptor D2. The coding region runs from base 295 to 3444 and encodes 1049 amino acids. NCBI's taxonomy places the organism in Eukaryota, Metazoa, Chordata, Actinopteri, Labriformes, Labridae. Gene Ontology annotation, cellular component: membrane. The transcript is spliced from 23 exons. Gene Ontology annotation, molecular function: G protein-coupled receptor activity. Gene Ontology annotation, biological process: cell surface receptor signaling pathway; adenylate cyclase-activating G protein-coupled receptor signaling pathway. The record is from RefSeq and is a predicted model, not a curated record.
UCCUCUGCAGGUUACACCCACUCCUCCCUUCUGCAGCCUCCUCUGCAUCCUCCCUCCCUCCCUCCGUCCCUCACGCUGUCACAAGCCAGAGAGGAUUCUUCUCCUCUGUCGUGAGGAAGUGAGAGAGCAGCUAGAAGAAGAAAACAGAUUUAAAGAGAGGCAGUUUGAGGAGAACAGACUUUAUAGGUCAGUCUGAGGAUUACAGAGGAACAGCUCAUGGUGUGUUCAGGGACACGGCGCGAGGGGAAUGAGACAACACGUGAAAAAAGUUCUGAACGAGAAGAAUAAUUAAGGAUGAGCUGGUUAUUGAUCCUCAAUCUAAGUCUUCUUGUUUGUUUUUACGACUGUAUAUCAGCCUUUACGUUGGAAAUAAAAACCCAGACGUAUGAUGAGUCCUACUACGAGUACGUCCCUGACCGCCUGCAGUGGGAUAGAGCACGGGAGGUGUGUCAUCAACGCUCCGGGACCUUAGCCACCGUCUCCGACACCAAAGACAACCAAGAGCUGACCAACUUUUUAAGUUCCUUGUACAUCUCUGACGCCGUGUGGAUUGACAGGAAAGUUACCAAACACCAGACUAGUUCCCCAGAGACCCUGAUUCUGGAGUUCACCGGGCGCUCAGACACCAAGUAUGCCCGCCUCCUACAAAGGUUACCUUCAAUGGAUUCUGUCACCGUUUGCACCCGUCUCCGCUUCGACCCGACCACCUUUGGAAUAUCCACCGUCUUCUCUUAUUCCAUUCAGUCUUACAUUAACGAGUUCCAGCUCCGGGCAAACCUGAUCCAGGGAAAGCCUGUUCAGCUGGCCCUGCUGGUCCACGGAGUUCACGGACGUUAUCAAGACGCCUUCGAGCAUGACGACUCCUGGCAUUCUGUGUGCGUUACUUGGAGCCAGGGCGGCGGGCGCUGGGCGCUGUUCACUCACGGCCUCGUGGUCGCUCGGGGGGACGGACUGAACAGUUCUGACAGCAUCGGCGGUGAUGGACAUUUUAUCAUCGGGCAGGAGCAGGACACCUUUGGGGGCUCGUUCAAGAAGGAUGAGUCAUUCUCAGGGAGCGUUACAGAUCUGCACAUAUGGGAUCGGGUACUGAACAGCAGUGAAAUCUACACCGUGGAAAAGGAGUGUUCACCCGCUCCCUCUGGGCUGGUGUUCAAGUGGAGGGAAGAUGCCAUGGAAAUAAACUCGACCCACACCAAGCAGGGGAGUCCAUGUCAAGGAAACAUCACCAUAUUAGCGAGUCCGCUGUUGGAAACCUUCUUGGACAGCAACACCUCCCUGAAUCAAGCCCUCUCCUUUGAGUUCCUCCACACCCCUCAGACUGAUGAGGUAUGUGGAUACUUUGACCCCGUUGUUGGGAGCUUGGACCUUGCAAAGUGUGACUCACACAGAGGGGCCGUCUGCCAGUUCAAAAAAGACAUCCUGGAUGUGAUCAUGUUACCAAAGACACAAUUCUUCAGCAGACUGAGUAAGAAUCCGCUGACCAGACACGUGUUUGAAGAACUGAGCGCUAACACAUCCAGUGAGAGACACCUGACCCUGCUCCAGCAGUCAACUCAGGCUGUUCUGCAGACAUUAGAAGCUGAUGGACCGAACCUCCUUCAAUCCAGUGACGUCCUCUACAUCACCCAGAUGAUGAAGAUGGACCUGACCGCUCUGGAGAGCUCUCACUCUGCUGGAGGGGAAACAGCAGAGGUCAUGAUGUCCAUCGCUACAAACUAUGUGAAGGCAGCGAGCUUGAUGCUGGAGCCUCACAUGGCGACACAGUGGAUGGGGAUGGCGGAGGAUGGGGUCAACGUUGGGCCGUUCACUAUCGUCAGGAGUAUAGACAGUGUGACUGAAGCGCUCGCAGGCAUGUUAUCCACUGAGGGGAAAGACUUCACUCUCUCUACCAAGAACAUAGAUGUGUUCAUGAAGUGGAAGGAGCUUUCAGAGGACAGCUCCAGUCAGGUGUUUAAACCCUCUGCCAUCGGCUCUCAUGUCAGCAGUAGCAGCGGUCAGGACGAACUGCUGAUCCCCGACACUGAGCUCCAGAGGAUUCACACACUGGGAUAUCAUGAAGUGAUGUUUAUUCACACACACUACAGCCAUCUGAGCCAGAUCGUGUCUGAGGCACAGGAGUCUCCGCUGAGUCCCCAUGAGACAGGAGAAAGUGUUCUUCCAGGUCAACUGACUUCUGCCGUCAUAUCAGCGUCUGUCCGCGACGCCUCCAAAGGUCAGACCAUCCCUGUGGCUGUGGAGUACACCCUGUCCUCCUCUCACGUGGUGGAGUAUUCUCAGCGUGUUUCCCCCGUUUGUGCCUUUUGGAAUUUCAGCCUCAUGCAUAAUUACACCAACAGCUGGUCCAGUGACGGCUGCAGGGUGACCUUCUCUGGCUCUGGUGUCACUUCCUGCUUCUGUAACCACACCACCAACUUUGCAGUGCUGAUGAAUUACCUGGAGUCAAAGUGGAGUCCAGAGGAAGAACUCAUCCUGACCAAGCUCACGUUUAUUGGCUGUGGAGCGUCUCUGUGUGCGCUCGUGGUGACCUUGAUGCUGUUCACCGUACUGGAUAUUCCAAAAUCAGACCGGACCUCCAUCCAUAAGAACCUGUUCGUGGCUCUGAUCUGUGCCCAGGUGAUUCUGCUGUGCAGCGGCUCGGCCAUCCACAACAAGGUUGCAUGCACACUUGUAGCAGCUCUGCUUCAUCUCUUCUUCAUGGCUGCAUUCAGCUGGAUGCUGGUGGAGGGUCUGCUGCUCUGGAGCAAAGUGGUCGCAGUGAACCUGAGCGAGGACCGACACAUGAAGUACUACUAUCUCAUCGGCUGGGGUCUGCCCGUGUUGAUCGUCACCAUCACACUAGCUUCAGCCUCAGGCAAAUACUCAGCUGAUGGCUACUGUUGGCUCAGUGUCCAGAACGGCAUCAUUUGGGGCUUCGCCGGCCCCGUCAUCUUCAUCAUCAUGGUUAACCUCAUGGUUCUGACCCGGGUGGUGGUCAUCACCAUCUCCACCGCCAAGAGAAGGUCCAUCAUGUUGGCCAUGGGCACGAGUCCUGUGGAGCAAGCCUAUGAACAGAUGAGAGCUGCAGUGAAAGCGAUCUUGGUGUUGCUUCCGAUCCUCGGUUUGACGUGGCUGUGCGGCGUCUUGGUGCCUUUCUCCAUCGUGAUGGCGUACAUCUUCGUUCUCCUCAACUCCUUACAGGGCCUGUUCAUCUUCCUGAUAUAUGGGGUGUACAACACAGAGGUUCGGAGCACGGUCAACAGGAUCAAGGAGAGGAGAAAAGCGCUUAAUUUUUCAAACUGUGCGAGCUCCAGACCAUCCAGCUCGGUCACCAGCUCUCGGCCGGGCAGCUUCCCUCUGGGAACCAGCCCGAGUCAGGAGGAGGAGACCACCAGGACUGACACCAGCAGCUCCAACCAAGGCUCAGGGAAGGAGGAGGAGAAGACCAGAGGUGAGUUUACAGACUGAUACUGUACGACCAAAACACAUUUAAGCUCUUGAUACAUACGGAGAAAACACAGACAGACCAGUAGAGGGCAGUAAGACAAGACGAAGGGCAUUCAGCAAAGAUGACACCAUAGAAGAAGACAGACAGGCAGGCAUGGAGGAGAUUCCCCUUGUGCUGUUUCUGAUCACACUUACUUCAGAUGGAUUCACUGAAUCAACUCUUGGAUGGAGACGAGCGCGAGUAGCAAAG